Molecule: messenger RNA, 1003 nt
Organism: Benincasa hispida (wax gourd)
Lineage: Eukaryota; Viridiplantae; Streptophyta; Magnoliopsida; Cucurbitales; Cucurbitaceae
Source: RefSeq, a predicted model, not a curated record
UUCUGCAUGAGGCAACACUUUCACUUCCACUCAUUUCUCGUCCUCAUAAAAAAGCAGCAAUUUUGAUUUGUUUUUAGACAACAGAAGCGAAUUCAGGAUCAUGGGUUGCACUCUCUUCUCUUCUUCUCGAUUUUUCUCUUGCCCAAAUAAAGAAGUGGAUGGUUCUCUGAGGAAUUUGAGAAGCUCAUUCUAUGGUGCCCAUAUAGUGUUUGAUAAAAAUUUUCUGAGAAGAAACAUAAAAUGUAGCGGUCGUAGCUUCUCUGUCGUGGCCUCAGUGCUUGGAAGGAGGGUCAAGGGCCGAGAGACUGUAAUUCCUGAUCCAGAUUACAGAAUUCCAAUAAUUUUACUUGGUGCUGCUGGCGGGUUAGCUUAUACUGAUAAUUUGCUACCAGCUGUACCUAUUGGUCUUCUUGGGCUACUGCUACUGGUCCAGGCUACUCGAGUAAGAUUUGUCUUUGACAAUGAGGCAUUGGAGGUAAAAAUAGGCGAUCAGCUUGAAGACUCUGGUGAAAAUGCCUUUGUGGGUGGAAAGAAUCGUUGGAAAUAUUCCACUUUCGUGAACUGGGAGUUAUGGUGGCCAAAUUUUCCCAUUCUGGUGUACUUCAAAGAAACUCAAACAAAGCCAGAAGGCCAAGUGCACUUCUUCCCAGUAAUAUUUAAUGGGAAGCAACUGUAUGAUGUCAUGGUGGAAAGAGCUGGUCCUUCAAAAACUAGUGGACCGAAAGAAUCCUAAAGAACAGACCCUUUUUCCAGUAAACUUGAUCAGGAAAGCUAUGGGCGUGGCCACAACCAGUUGAGUUUCACAUCAAGAUCCUUCUCCAUGUACAUAAUUCAUAGACCAGAUUUUGAGGCUGCUUUAGUGACAGCCAAACUUUAGAGUAUCACCAUAUAAGUAUAUUGAUAAUACCCAUAGACGGUAAGAGAUAACAUUCAUACUGUGAGAAUUGAGUAUCUUUAUAUGAAAAUUAUACCAAGUCUAAUGUUACCCUUAAACCGUUUUCUA